Parascedosporium putredinis is the source of this 1287-nucleotide messenger RNA. The record is from the annotation of a GenBank genome assembly. Lineage: Eukaryota; Fungi; Ascomycota; Sordariomycetes; Microascales; Microascaceae.
AUGCAGCUCCCCUGUAACACGGGUAAUUGGCAGCUCCGCACAGCCCAAAUCCCAAUCGGUCCCCUCAACGUCACCCGCAUCUCGCGCUCGUUUAAGCGAUUGUGCGACGACGGCGUGAUGCAGAUCAUCAACUAUGAGUCGGGCGUCGGUACUGGUAGCAAUCUCCUUGAUAGCGUAACCGGCGGCGCGUUUGGCGUUGGACUUUCGGAGCGAGUCCGGGAAGCCUACCAGUUCAUUUGCGCCAACUAUUGCGACGGCGACGAAAUCGUGCUCAUCGGCUACUCGCGCGGCGCCUACACCGUUCGGUCCGUGGCGGGCAUGAUUGGCGAAAUCGGUCUCCUGACGAGGGAGGGCAUGGAAAUGUUCUACCCCAUCUUCAAAGACAUGGAGAACUGGAUGGACAAGGGGUACAAGGACCAGUUCCCCACCAUCCCUUUGCAGACAAGCCCAAGGGAGCUGGUGCUUCUAAGCUGUACAAGGCUCGGCUUGAAAAGCACAUAUCAAUUCUAUGACACCAACCUGUCCGUCCAGAUCGAGCACGCCUUCCAGGCCCUUGCCCUCGACGAAACCCGCCCUCCCUUCAGCCCUGCCGUCUGGGAGCGUCUCCCCACUAACAAGCUCACCACCGACCUCCGGCAGGUGUGGUUCCCUGGCAACCACGGCAACAUUGGAGGUGGUUGGGCCGACCAAGGCGUUGCCAACAUCACCCUUGCUUGGAUGAUGGACCAGCUUGCCUCUGUCGGUGUUGAGUUUGACGAAAAGUCUCUUGAGAAGAUCUUCAACCGUCAGGUUGAGUACUACGACACAACGGCCAAGGAGUCCCCCUCGAUCAAGAGCACCUCCAGCGCUCUCUACGUUCUCGCCGGCCAGAAGAACCGCACGCCCGGCGUGUACAGGAAGACGGACCCCAAGACGGGGCUACCCACCAAGGAGUUCCUCGUCGACACCAACGAGCGCAUCCACCCCUGCGUCAGGGUGCGCCUGUGCUGCAAGGGCCUCGGCCUCAACGACAGCGCCGUCUGGGACCCGGAGCCGCUCAAGAAGUGGAAGCUCAAGCGCGUCGGCGCCGCGACCGCGACCGCCGCCAACGGCAAUGGCAAGGCCGACGCCGUGGUCAAGGUGGAGGCGCUGGGCGGCAACGAGGCCUGGGGCCCGUCCAAGACUGAGCAGGAGGACAUCAAGGACGCGGGCCAGUGGGCGUGGCAGUACAACGGCACCGAGGCGGACGCACCGCCAGUCAAGACCCUGAUGGAGGAAAAACUCGGCCCCUACGAGAGGUACUUUUGA